UAUGGAAACCAAAGUUCUGCGAUCUGCGAUCAAAACGUAUCCCAUAAUAUUUUGAAUUCCGACCCAUGAUUCAACGCUUCUUAGCAACAAAGCCCGAGAAUUCGUUUGUAGCAACCGCUUAUUUGUUGUAAACAUGGCUGGCGUUGAACAAGGUAACGUUAGUAACGAGGAAUUUAUGGAGGAAGUUGCGCGAUAUGAGUACGUUUACCACCGCAACAGUAAAGACUUCAAAGACAAAAACAAAAAGGCUAACUCCUGGAAAAAAAUCGGGGAGAAAUUUAAUUUAUCGGCGGCGGAGGCGGAGGUCAAAUUCCGCAACAUAAGAACUGCGUAUGGUCGUUAUCUGAAGCGACUGAAAACGGUUCCUUCUGGAUCGGGGCGAGAUGCAGUGCCAAGAGAAUUUCAAAAUCUAGAAUGGCUCAAUCCACAUAUUGCUCACAGACCAUCAAGCACAAAUCUGAGAUCAAAGUCACCAGUUGGAACAGUUGAGAGCUCUUCGUCGCCAAGGAGUGACAAUGAGGACGACUUCGGCGCCGAGGUCUCGGAUGAAUCUGAAGAAAGUGUAUCCUUGAGUACUACUGAUGAUUCCAUACAAACGGAAAGCCCUGAAUUUGAGGACGUUAAUGGAAGUAACCGAGUCAAUAAAGAAACAACUGGAGAGUGUUCCAAUGGAAAGACCCCAAAAUCAUCAAGAGGCAUGCGAGCCUGGAGUGCAAAUGGGAAGAAUUCUGGAGCUGACGUGGAUAAAGCUAUCAUGAGCACCGCAAAUUCCAUUGCAGAACACUUAAAACAAAUUGGAGCCAAAAGAAAGCAGACUGAAGAACCGGAAGAUGAAGACAGUUUGUUUUGUAGGAGUUUAGUUCCAAGACUGAAGCGACUCCCCUCUCAAAGCAGGGCCUUUAUAAGGCUUCAAAUUGAACACCUGCUAUACCAAACUGAGUUUACAGGACCUCAAACACAGCCUAAUUUUCCCCAGGGUGGUUAUGGACACUCUGACUAUUCACACACCCAUGGAGUGAAUCGCGAAGAAAAUCCUCAAACUUCUAGAACAUAUUUUCAGUUAUGAAACGAAUAGCGUUCAAGCAUUGUUCGAUGUAAAUCUAAGAACCUACUGAUAAUAAUUCAAGUUUUUGGUGACAUUUAUGGUCAUUUACCAUUGGUUCAGUUAUGAAAUAUUGAAACUUUUUUCUUAAAAAAGUUGAAAAUUAAUUAAGAUAUCAACAGCAAAUUUAACAAUGUCGUUCCAGUUAUAAAGAAGCCCACAGGCCAGAUUUCUUGAUCUUGAAAUAAGUUAAAUAAUGAUCGAUUCAUAUGUGGGGGUAUAUAUUUUAUUAGAAUCAAUCACAAACAAUGUUCCAGUUAUUAUGUAUGGAGAAUAGUUAUACCAAAAAAGAACAUUGGUUAAUUGUCAAUUACUGAUUCCUACUGAUAAGUUGAAUAAAUUUUCUGAAAAGA
Messenger RNA from Orbicella faveolata, 1455 nucleotides. RefSeq lists its product as uncharacterized. The record is from RefSeq and is a predicted model, not a curated record. Gene Ontology annotation, molecular function: DNA binding. NCBI's taxonomy places the organism in Eukaryota, Metazoa, Cnidaria, Anthozoa, Scleractinia, Merulinidae.